AUGCUGAGCAAAGAUCUUCCCGAAGAUCUCAUGGAGGAGAUCACAGUGAGGCUGCCAGUAAAAUCUUUGCUUCGAUUUAAAUGUGUAGCCAAAUCCUGGUACGCCGUAAUCACUAACCCUUCUUUUAUAGCCAAACAUCUUGAACGGUCCAAUUCUAUCGCUAAGAAUCAAUGCCUCAAGUUAAUGUUCCAAUCGCCGACCCAUCAGCUGCCUCCCUCCAUAUCCUUGAUUUCUAAUAGAGAGCAGCCUUGUGUAAUCCAAGACUUAGAAUUGCCUUGCUCUAAGAACGAUUUGAAAUGGAUAUUACCAUAUGGUCAAUGUAAUGGGAUUGUCUUUUUGUGUGGGGACUAUGAAGGAGAUGUUCGAUGCUUAAUUUUGUGGAACCCUUCAACAAAAGAGGUGAAGGCUAUUCCUGCGUCCCCAUGGCAACCUAAAGGGAUAAAUCCCACCAACUUUGGAUUUGGGUUUGAUCCCAUCACAAAGGAUUACAAGGUUGUUCGAUUUCCAAUAUGCCCUUUGGUGAGGAGAGAACAACUACUUGUCGAAGUGUACAAUCUCAGUACUAAUUCCUGGAGAAAAAUAGACGUUGAUGAUGUCUCCUUUUAUGAAUCCCAUAAAUAUUCAUGUGUGGGUUCUUAUUUGAAUGGUGUUUAUCACUGGAUAUGUCGUUCCCUUGAUGAGACUGAUAAGUUUAUUGUGAGCUUUGACUUUAGCAAAGAGGUUUUUGGGAUUAUUCAAAGCCCUCCUGGAAUUGCUUCCUCUCGUAGUCAAAAUAAUCAUCUUUCUGUAGUGGAUGAUCGUCUCGCUUGGGCUGUUAAGCAUGAUUCGAUUGAUUAUCGUGUUGAGAUUUGGGUGAUGAGUGAGUAUGGUUUUGAGAGUAGUUGGACUAAGAAGUUUGAGAUCCGGCCAUUCCCUGACGCUUGGCAUAUCUUAGAGUUCUGGGGACAUGAUGAAAUUCUUGUUUAUGAAGACGAUGUUAAUCGAUAUGUUUUAUAUAAUUUUUGGAAGCAACAGAGACAGAUAUUGCAAAGCCACUUCCUGAGGAAGACAGCGAUGGAUUAUGUGGAAAGUUUGGUUUGUUUGGGAGGAAAUUAA
Molecule: messenger RNA, 1095 nt
Organism: Neltuma alba
Lineage: Eukaryota; Viridiplantae; Streptophyta; Magnoliopsida; Fabales; Fabaceae
Product: F-box/kelch-repeat protein At3g06240-like
Exons: 1
Coding region: 1-1095 (364 amino acids)
Molecular function (GO): protein binding
Source: RefSeq, a predicted model, not a curated record